Molecule: messenger RNA, 3025 nt
Organism: Boleophthalmus pectinirostris (great blue-spotted mudskipper)
Lineage: Eukaryota; Metazoa; Chordata; Actinopteri; Gobiiformes; Gobiidae
Product: ATP-dependent zinc metalloprotease YME1L1-like
Exons: 18
Biological process (GO): protein quality control for misfolded or incompletely synthesized proteins; mitochondrion organization
Cellular component (GO): mitochondrial inner membrane
Molecular function (GO): ATP hydrolysis activity; ATP-dependent peptidase activity; metalloendopeptidase activity
Source: RefSeq, a predicted model, not a curated record
AUUACGUCAAUGUUAUUUCCGGUUUGGGUCAGCUGUUGCAGUAAUUUCAAUGCAAGUUCGCAUAGCGUGUUAUAUCAGCGAUAUAAGGAUGAAAUAAACCUAAUCAAGAUCUUUAAGCCACAACUAACACCGUAUUAUCGCAGUGACCCGUUAUGUUUUCCUUGUUAAUGUCCGUUCAACCACAGGUGACUGUACCCCUCAGCCACUUGAUAAAUGUUCUCCAGUCGUUGAACGGCUCAGUGGGUACCCGCACAUUUGCUACAAGUAAAACAAUAAAUAACACAGAGUAUGCUAAAGACACAGAGCAGCCCCAUAAAGAGCCACUGUGGAACCUGCGUGACUUGGGCUUGUCAGAUCUUGGGAAGCAGCAAUUGGAUGAAUUGGUGAAUGGCGUUUUUCCACACAUUAGACCCCAAGAAGGGUCUCUGUCCUUAGGUCACAUGGGUCAAAGUGCAUGGAGGACCUCUCAUCUCUCAACACACUCCUUUUACCACAAUAAGCACGGUAAGCUUGGGUAGAUCAAAUAAGCUAAUCUUUUUUAACUUUGCUUCAGUAUGUGUGUCUUCUCUCGUACCAGGCUUUCCACAUGUUCCUGGAUCAAUAACUGGCCAGUAUGGGUCCAGAACAGAGGCUUUAAGACCUUAAGGAACAAAACCAGACGACUGCAGUCCAGUCUGGAUCGACCAAUUGAGCCAGAGGGAUUUACCCCAUCUUUUAUGAAGGGCUUCCUAACCCGGGAUAAAGUGGCAGAUGUGGAGAGUCUGGACAGCCUGUUAAAGAACAAGAACAUCCCAGAUGGGCAGCAGGAUUCUUUCAAAAGGGGGUUUGCCGAAGGGUUCCUCAAAGCACAAGCCCUAACACAGCGCACCCAAGAUUCUUUAAGGAGGACUCGCCUCAUCUUACUGGUGCUGCUUCUUGUUGGGAUUUAUGGCAUCUCAAAGACACCAUUUUUAUCGGUACGGUUCCGAACCACAUCAGGACUGGACUCUGCUGUGGACCCAGUGCAGAUGAAAAAUGUGACCUUUGAACAUGUUAAAGGAGUCGAGGAAGCUAAAAACGAACUUCAGGAAGUGGUGGAGUUCCUGAAAAACCCGCAGAAGUUCACAGCACUGGGAGGAAAACUUCCUAAAGGUGUGCUGCUUGUUGGACCCCCGGGGACAGGAAAGACUCUCUUGGCCAGAGCAGUAGCUGGAGAGGCUGAGGUGCCAUUCUAUUAUGCUUCUGGGUCAGAGUUUGAUGAAAUGUUUGUUGGAGUGGGAGCCAGUCGCAUCAGGAAUCUUUUCAGGGAGGCCAAAGCCAAUGCACCCUGUGUGAUAUUUAUUGAUGAGUUGGACAGUGUUGGAGGGAAAAGGAUUGAAUCUCCUAUGCACCCAUAUUCCAGACAGACAAUCAACCAACUACUUGCUGAAAUGGAUGGAUUCAAAACAAAUGAAGGUGUGAUUAUCAUUGGAGCUACAAACUUUCCUGAGGCUUUGGAUAAUGCCCUGAUCAGACCAGGACGCUUUGAUAUGCAAGUGACUGUUCCCAAACCAGAUGUCAAAGGUCGCACAGAAAUCCUCAACUGGUAUCUCAAAAAGAUUAAAGUGGACCCAGCCAUUGAGGCCAGUAUUAUUGCCCGAGGCACAGUGGGCUUCUCAGGUGCUGACCUGGAAAAUCUGGUGAACCAGGCAGCCCUGAAGGCAGCUGUUGAUGAGAAAGAUAUGGUUACAUUGAAAGAGCUGGAGUUUGCUAAAGACAAAAUUCUCAUGGGUCCUGAAAGAAGGAGUGCAGAAAUUGACAAGAAAAACAAGGAAAUAACUGCAUAUCACGAAUCAGGCCAUGCAAUUGUAGCAUAUUACACCAAAGAUGCUAUGCCAAUCAAUAAGGCUACCAUCAUGCCAAGAGGACCCAGCCUGGGACAUGUGUCCAUGCUCCCUGAGAAUGACCGCUGGAGUGAGACCCGCUCCCAGCUGUUGGCCCAGAUGGAUGUGAGUAUGGGUGGGCGUGUGGCAGAGGAGAUGCAGUUUGGACCAGAAAACAUCACAACAGGAGCAUCUAGUGACUUUGAUGCUGCCACCAGGAUUGCAAGGAUGAUGGUGACCAGAUAUGGAAUGUGUGACAAGUUGGGAGUAAUGACCUAUAGAGACAUGACGGAGCAAAGCCCAGAGACACAGGCUGCUGUGGAGCAAGAAGUCAGACAGCUUCUGAAGGAAUCUUAUGAACGUGCCAAAGCUCUUUUGAAAUCUCGCACUAAAGAGCACAAAAGUCUGGCAGAUGCCCUGCUCAUGUAUGAGACACUAGAUGCCAAAGAAAUUAAAAUGGUCUUGGACGGCAAGGCUCUGGAGAGCAGAUAAGACCAGACACUACUGAUGGGACAGCAGAAAACAAUACCACACACCAUCUCAAGUCAGUCAGUGCUCAAACUAUUUAAUGCUGUCACUGAAGAUGAAAGAAUAUUCUUCUGUCUUUCUCAGGUCACUUAGUAAGUGUUAGAAAAUAGUGAAUGUACAUUUACACAAAUGUUAAGUUUGGGUCUGUGGAAUCCAGUUGUGACAUGUAGGUGCUUAUUGACAUCAGAACAGGUGUCCAACUGGAUGUCACAAAAAUCUUACAUUCUCGCUGUUCAAAUUCCAAAUCUUGCUGCAUUGAACUCGUACUUAAUUUUAUUAAGUAGCCACAAAAUGGAUAAACUGCUGUCUGCAUCAGAUGUGGGAAAUGUUUGUGGAUAUGCACUUAUGCACUCUAAUGUCAAUAGUGUAUUUUAAAGUUGUGUGUACAGAUAUUUGUUAAUUAAAAUGUUACCCAGACUCAAAACUGUUCAAUUGUCAAUUUGGCUCCUCAAAACAGUACAAAAGAAAUGGAUUCUCACAUUUAGAGCCCUAUACUUUGUUGUCAAAAUUGCUGACAAUAUGUGAAUUAUUGUAGGAGAGAUGAUGGUUGGUGAACUGAAGCUGUGUAUUUCCUUCAUGAUGUGGCUACGGCUUUAUCAUUUUUAUGGUAAUGUUUAAACUGGGUCAAGUGUGAAUAAAUUUGAUGAAAACAUAAA